AAUCAAAUCCUAAAUGUAUAAAAGGCAUAGCAAAGUAUCAGAAGAAGUUCAGUUCAGUUGUGCAACUAGUGAGUUCGUGAAUUAAACGUGUGACAUCUCAGAAGGAAUCCAGGACGACAAUCUAGGACUACAGGAAGAAGCUACAGGACGAUAAGUAUUACCUAACAUAUAACGUAAACGAGUACAAAGUCUUUUAUUUUGAAUUGGAGUUGUUAAAUAGACUUAUACCCCAAGUCUAUAAGUGGCGCAGUCGGUAAGCCAUAAAACAGCAAGGAACUUUCUAUUUUCAUUUGUACUAAAGAAUAAAUAUGCUUUGGAUCUUGCCAAAAAUCCAAUAGAGGUUAUUUUAUUCAAAUAAAAGUAUAAAAAAAUUUAGAAAAGGAAGAGAAUCCGGUAAAACAAGCGGAGGAAAAAUCUACCAACUUGUGUAUAUCGAGAAGUACGUUGUAUGAAACCCUACCAUAUUCCAAAAAGGAGGGAACAGGACAAUACAAAGAAAGAAGAAAUGGUAACAUCGGAACAGUCACAAGGACUCACUGGAAGUUUGAUGGAGAUAAAAUUUGAUCCACUCAAAUUUAUCAAUAGAAUGGGUGAGUAUAAUGGGGAAAGCACAGCUGAACUCGAACAAUUUGUGAAUAAAGUAGAGCUAUUACUCAAUAGCAUGGGUAACUAUUCCCUACAAUCACAAAAAUUCGUGAUAUUACAAAUUCGCGAUAAAAUAGUUGGUAAAGCGAAUACCACACUAUUACGUUAUAGUAUCGACACCACGAAUUGGGGCGAUAUAAAAAGAGUGUUAAUUGAAAAUUUCAGUGAAAAGAAUACAUUUCUGCAAUUACACGAAAAAGCAGAAAAAGUAAGCAUAAAAAUAUUACGCAAACAUAUUACGAAUUAUCGAAUAUUUUAA
This is a messenger RNA of Zeugodacus cucurbitae (melon fly), 904 nucleotides long. RefSeq lists its product as uncharacterized. Bases 449 to 904 code for a protein of 151 amino acids. The record is from RefSeq and is a predicted model, not a curated record. Lineage: Eukaryota; Metazoa; Arthropoda; Insecta; Diptera; Tephritidae. The transcript has a single exon.